This is a messenger RNA of Alexandromys fortis (reed vole), 4593 nucleotides long. It is a transcript of the gene Ip6k1, whose product is annotated as inositol hexakisphosphate kinase 1. Gene Ontology annotation, molecular function: inositol hexakisphosphate kinase activity. Gene Ontology annotation, biological process: phosphatidylinositol phosphate biosynthetic process; inositol phosphate biosynthetic process. The record is from RefSeq and is a predicted model, not a curated record. Gene Ontology annotation, cellular component: nucleus; cytoplasm. Lineage: Eukaryota; Metazoa; Chordata; Mammalia; Rodentia; Cricetidae. The transcript is spliced from 7 exons. The coding region runs from base 464 to 1765 and encodes 433 amino acids.
UCGGCUGGCCGCCAUCUUGUUGUUGAUCCGUACCCAGUGGGCAGCGCCAGGAGCUGGACCGAGCGGCCGGUGCGGGGCCGCUGCUGCGGGGCUCAGCCACCUGCGCUGCCUGCCAGGGGGCGGGCCGAAACCUGGAGGCCCGGGGGGCCCAGCUCCCGUGGGGAGCCUUGGGCGCCCGCUGCCCGGGUCGGGCCGGUUAUCAUAUAGUCUGGGCUGGUUUUCAACUUGCUCUGUAGCUGAGCAUGACCUUGAACUUCCACCCUAAGUGCUAUUACAGAUUUGUACUAUUGUGCUCAGUUACAGUGUUGGGAAUGGAACUAGGGUUUCAUGUGUUUUAGGACAGAACAAUAAGCUAAGCAGACUCUGACCAUUGGCCUUCCACUAGCCAGAAUCAACCUAGCACUCAUUUUGUGGUCCAUGAGCUGCAUCGUCUGCCAUCAGUGUGCAACUGGCCCCCAACGCAAUGUGUGUUUGUCAAACCAUGGAAGUGGGGCAGUAUGGCAAGAACGCAAGUCGGGCUGGAGACCGAGGAGUCCUCCUGGAGCCCUUCAUCCAUCAGGUGGGCGGACACAGCAGCAUGAUGCGGUACGACGAUCACACUGUGUGCAAACCUCUCAUCUCCCGGGAACAGCGCUUCUACGAGUCUCUCCCUCCUGAAAUGAAAGAAUUCACCCCUGAAUACAAAGGUGUGGUUUCUGUCUGUUUUGAGGGAGACAGUGAUGGUUACAUCAACUUGGUAGCCUACCCUUACGUGGAGAGUGAGACUGUAGAGCAAGAUGACACACCAGAACGGGAGCAACCUCGGCGUAAACACUCCCGCCGGAGCCUGCAUCGGUCAGGCAGUGGUAGUGACCACAAGGAGGAGAAAGCCAGCCUGUCCUUUGAGACCUUUGAGAGCCCCCAGGAGGCAAAGAGUCCAAAGGUGGAGCUACACAGCCACUCAGAUGUCCCUUUCCAGAUGCUAGACAGCAAUAGUGGUCUGAGUUCUGAGAAGAUCAGCUACAACCCCUGGAGCCUGCGCUGCCACAAGCAGCAGCUGAGCCGUAUGCGCUCCGAGUCCAAGGACCGAAAACUCUACAAGUUCCUCCUGCUUGAGAAUGUGGUACACCACUUCAAGUACCCUUGUGUGCUGGACUUGAAGAUGGGUACCCGACAGCAUGGGGAUGAUGCAUCAGCCGAGAAAGCAGCCCGGCAGAUGAGGAAGUGUGAGCAGAGCACAUCCGCUACACUGGGGGUCAGGGUCUGUGGCAUGCAGGUAUACCAGCUGGACACAGGUCAUUACCUCUGCAGGAACAAGUACUAUGGUCGUGGACUCUCCAGUGAAGGCUUCCGCAAUGCCCUGUAUCAGUAUCUGCACAAUGGCCUGGACCUGCGACGUGAUCUCUUUGAGCCUAUCCUGAGCAAACUCCGGGGCCUCAAAGCUGUGCUGGAGCGGCAGGCCUCCUACCGCUUCUACUCCAGUUCUCUGCUCGUCAUCUAUGAUGGCAAGGAGUGCCGGUCUGAGCUACGACUCAAGCACGUGGACAUGGGGCUCCCUGAGGUGUCACCACCCUGUGGCCCCAGCACUAGCCCAAGCAGCACCAACCUUGAGGCUGGCCCCUCCUCUCCACCCAAGGUGGAUGUCCGCAUGAUCGACUUUGCACACAGCACAUUCAAGGGCUUCCGGGAUGACCCCACUGUUCACGACGGGCCGGACAGAGGCUAUGUGUUUGGUUUGGAGAAUCUUAUCAGCAUCAUGGAACAGAUGCGGGACGAGAACCAGUAGGCCCACUUCUGGGCCCUAAGACCCCUUCUUCUCCACCCACAGGCAGGGACCAUUGCUCUGAACUUGCUGUGAGGACACACUGACUUGCUUUUAAAGGGUUAUAUUUCUCUUUGGUGUAAACUAAAAGAAAUGUUUUUAGCUGUAGCCUGGAAUCCAUAUAUAUGUGUAUCUAUAUAUGUAUAUAUAUAUAUGGAAUCCAUCUAUAUAUAAAGGAGGCAGAACAUAACGUCCUCUUAGCCAGGUUCCUUAGCUUUGUGGCUCUAUCUGCUGUGUCCAGGCUGACUCAGGAAGAAGACGUGGCCCCAGUGGGCUUGGCAGCAGAGACAGAAUGCCUUUGAACUUUGGUUCCCUUGCCUAAGGUUUUUGGGGUCUGUGACUGCAGGGCUUUGCUGGUUAUGAGGUAAAGCCCAGGCUGGCACAGGGUCUCUCCAUGCCUAUUCGUCCCUUAUUUCCCAGAAUUGGGGAAGGUUAAGUGCCCGUGUCUGGGAGACCUUUCUAGUUCUGGGCCAGUGCUUGAGUAGCUGCCCUCGGCAUUACAGGACUAACUGCACAGGUGGACUCAUCCUCGGGUCUGAUUUUGGCAUUGCCUAGAUUUGUGAAGCUGAGCUAAAGCCAACUCACAGCAGAGGACAGGCCCUGGGAUCCCUCGGCACCCACUGGCAUGUAAACUUGCUCCUUUGUCUACAACCCCAGCCAGCCUCGCCGAGAUCCCUUGCCUAAGGAGGCCACAUAGCCUCCUAUCUCACUGAGAUGGGCACCGCUCUGUCCGCUGAAGAGAGUCAGUGUCCCAGUAGCCUAAGGGCCUUUCGUGGCUCUGGCCUAGACAGUAUUUGCAGUUCUUGGGCUCUGGGUGGUGUCCCUUCCUCUAGUUUGGGCAGCUGUGCUGCCUCUGGAUGGGCUGCUGCUCCCAGGGCUCAGGGUCUGUGGUCCGCUCAGGGUCUUGUCUUCUCCAGGCCAAGCUAAGGCAGCAGCCUGUUAUAUGGUGUUCCAGGCUCUAGGCUUGGAGGGAGAACUUUAAACUUGUCUGCUUUUAGGGACACAGGACCUGGGUACAGGUGCCCAGAGUCUGCUCAGAGCUUUGUCCAGUUAAUCCUGGGGUCUGUCAGUGAGUUCGUUUGUCCACCUGCCAGCCCUUGUUUUGUGGGGAGCUUUCUGGAGUAUAGCCUUGUUGAUUAGUAGCUGUUGAUUUCCUUCAUGCUUUCCUCAGCAGAAUAGUCUUUCCCUCUUCUGAGGUGAGCCUUUGCGCCUGUGCCCUCCUUAGCAGGUUCUGCUAUUUUACAAACCUGCUAGCAGAAUGACCCGUAGUUGUGUUCACUUGCUGGCCUGGUGGCCUUCUUGUGGGCCUGGGGUAUGACCCUCAGCACCAACAGUGGGGCACUGAAGGCUCAAGGGCUGAUUCUGACCCGUUGCUUUAUUUUUGCUCCCAGCCCUUUGAUGGUAGAGACCUGCUGCCUGUAACAUGGGUGUCCAGCAGGUUACACUACACUCAGCCAUUGCCAAGUCUAUGGCCAAUGAUCAGUGCUUUUGACAUGUCUGUUUUGGCAUUUGAAGAUAAUACUGCCAACCUUUGAGAGAUACUGGUAACUGAUGGUAUAAUUUCCUGGUUCGUAGAGAUGCAGCCUCUGAAAAGGGCUCCUUGACGGACCCCAGGCAUGGUCUUCUGACCCUGGUGCCAGUGGUGGGCAGGUUCCCAUUCCUUAGGGCAGGGAGGCACAGCUUUGCCCAUUUCUGGUUAGUAACAACUGUCUUCUGUCCAGUGGUAUUCUCUGUUGCUUCAACCAUGGGGGCAGUAAGUGUUUGUUAGUAUAGACACAUCUCUGCCAGGACAGAGGUUAAGAGAGGGGUUUGGGGCCAGGGUGACCUAGGAAUGUGCUGUACUUCCCUGAUUACCAGAUUCUGGGAGGCACUGCCCCAUUCUGCUGCUGCUUAUGUAGCAAGGGAGGCUGUACCCACGACAUUGCAAGUUCUGCCUCUACAGCAUGAAAAGGCUGGGAUUUGCUGCUUCUCCUCAAGGACAGGGCCCCACUUUUCAGCACUUUUGAUAUCUGGAGGGCCAGCUCGUUUAUCUGAUUGGUGGUGGCUAGUGUGGCCAUUGCUUUUCUACCUGUCCCAGGCUAGCGUCCUGUUCCUGACAGGCCCUGCCUUCCCAGCCCCAAUUUGGGACCAAAGUGCAACUGGGAUCAUGGGUUGGGGAGCUCAGAUUACCCCUCUCCAUAGUAUUUCCCUGGGCUAGGCUCACACCAGCCCCGGGAGAUGUGUGGAAGUAAAAUGGGAUGGGUGGUACUUAAAGACGGAAGGGACCAGUGUAGUAACUAACUCACCUGGGACCCCACCCCUUCCAGCUUUGGGCCUGUGCAAUGGAUUCUCUCCUAGAGGCCAGGGGUCUGGGCUACUUCAAUAUCCGCUGCUCAUUUGCUCCAUCUGGCCAUUUGCACGUUCCUUAGAUGCAAACUGCUUUGAACUUUACAGCUGUGUAAGUUGGUUGUGUCUGUGCCCAUUAAAGAAAAAAAAAAAACCUGCAUUUUAAUGAGAAAAAAGAACCUGGGGAAAGUUCCUUUGCUUCUGUAGAGGAAAUAUAAGACUUCGAAUUUUGGAAAUUGUUUUCUGCUCCUCUUUCCUGGAAGCUACACACCUGCCUACAUACCCUAAGACCUGCGCCUGGAUACACACGUGAAUCCAUUGGCGUUUAGGCGCGCUUGCGUUUCCCCGGGUCUUGUGUGUGAAGGAGAGGGGUGCUUGGUCCGCGCCGGCCCCUCUCUGUACACCCAGCACUACCCGCCCGCUUGUGUCAGGUCGUAUAUGUCAAAAUAAAGCCUCUAGAAACUGAA